Molecule: messenger RNA, 1284 nt
Organism: Arctia plantaginis
Lineage: Eukaryota; Metazoa; Arthropoda; Insecta; Lepidoptera; Erebidae
Source: the annotation of a GenBank genome assembly
AUGGCGAAAGGGACAGUAAUAGUAGCGAUAUGUUCAGCCGGUAUUGUCAUAUUGUUUUGUGUUAUGCUAUAUUUGAUGAGCACUGUGAAUCCUCCGGCAGAAUUCAAUGUCGCAAAUAAAAAAGUCUUAAAACAGACUACAACGUCGUCUUCUGAACCUCCUGACGAAACUGGACGAAGGAUUGGAGGAAUUUACUUUGAUGAUGCUGGAGUACUUCCAAUAGUAGAUACUGUACAAUAUGGAUUGGAGAAGAUUGAUAGUGACGUAAUAGACUUCUACCGUUCUACGGCAAAACCAGUACUAAAAUAUCAGAAUAAAGAUCGGAAGGUCAUACCGCCGCUUUGGCCUCGAGCUACACAAGAAAUUAUCGUAAAUCCAACUAUGCAUAAAGUAAUGCCUCCAAUUUGGCCGACUACAUCGGUGAUAAUAGACACAGUUAUAUCCAGCAUUAAAUCUGAAAAACAAAACAGCACAACUAAGGUAGAAACAACAUUAACAUCAUCAACAUCUGAACCAACGAAACCAAGCGUUAAACCAAUGAAAAGGAGAUCCGUCAGCAAUUAUGUACUGGAUGAGGAUUACGAUUCUGUAAUACUUAAGAUUUUAGACUACAAUGGCCAGUCCAAAAUUGAAAUCAAAAUUUGGUCAGAUACCUUCUCUCAAAAAAUAAUAGGCAAAUUAAACGGUACAAGAGAUUUACAAAAUAAAUCAAAACACACUCUGAAAUCAGGUAGAAAUGUAUAUCAUGGAACUGCUGAGAGUGCGAAAAAUACUGUAAUCACUAUUUGUGCGAAUGAUUCCGUACUCAUUGAAGAAUCAGAAGGUACAAAUGUGUCAGAAUUACUUAAUACUAUUUCUUCAUUAACCACAAGAGAUGAAAACGACAGUAAUAUUACGGAUGUAUUAAGAGCAGCACCGAUAAACGAAACAAUCAAUGAAAAAAAACCUACUGAAAUGUUUUUAGUAAAUGAAACAAAACCUAUGGGAGAAAAUACCAAUAGUAGUGAAUUUCAAAUAAAAACCAGUCGUAGUAAUAUAAACAUUACAAAACACGAAAUAUCUUCAAACACUGCUAACUUUAGUAGUGAAUUUGAUAUUCUUUUUGAUGCUAAAACUAAUAAUACUGAAUUUAAUAAAAGGAUAUUCAAGGAAGAGGAAAAUAUCGCAACGGCUGAUACCACGCGUGUCAAUGCUCCAAAUAAAGAUAAAAUUUCAAUAACUGAUAUAUACCCCAAUAAUUACACAGAUCUUUUUAUAGAAGGUGAUAGUGAUAUGGUUUAUUAG